Messenger RNA from Trichogramma pretiosum, 2616 nucleotides. It is a transcript of the gene Cdc45, whose product is annotated as cell division control protein 45 homolog. Gene Ontology annotation, biological process: mitotic DNA replication preinitiation complex assembly; double-strand break repair via break-induced replication; DNA replication initiation. Lineage: Eukaryota; Metazoa; Arthropoda; Insecta; Hymenoptera; Trichogrammatidae. The record is from RefSeq and is a predicted model, not a curated record. The coding region runs from base 288 to 1982 and encodes 564 amino acids. The transcript has 9 exons. Gene Ontology annotation, cellular component: DNA replication preinitiation complex. Gene Ontology annotation, molecular function: DNA replication origin binding; chromatin binding; single-stranded DNA binding.
ACUUAGGCCCCCGCAGACCCGCAGUUUGGUGGUAUAUAGUCGACGGUCGUGCCCCCGAGUGUGUGUACAAAACCGUUCAACGACUUGUCCACUAGAGAUACGUUCGAUGCAAUCGAAUUCUGUCUCUGUCUCUCUCUCUCUCUUCUCGUUCUUUCUCGCGGUGUUAAUCUCGAUUUAAUACACGUUUUCUAACGGAUCUGAUGACCCUCUGAUUUUUUGAGUCGUUGGUUGCUGCAGCUUCAUCUUUCGUUUACUUGAUAUAUAUUGCACUUUAACUCCGUUCGACGAUGUUCGUGAAGGAUUUGACGAAGGACUUCUACCAGGUCGUCGCGGGCAAGCAAUGCCUGAUUCUGGUGAACUUCGACGUCGAUGGCAUCUGUGCGUCCAAGAUACUGCAGUCCCUGUUCAAGAACGAUAAUGUCGUUUACACACUGGUACCGGUGCAGGGUGUCAAAGACUUGAAAAGUGCAUACGACGACAACGCUGAGGAUAUCGAAUACGUUGUUCUGGUCAAUUGUGGUGGAAACAUUGACUUGAUUGAAAUACUCCAGCCGGAAGAGACUGUUACAUUUUUCAUUCUAGAUAGUCACAGACCGUAUGAUUUGAAAAAUGUUUACAAUGAAAAACAGAUUAAACUUCUUGGCGAUCCAACUUUGGAGGAAGCAAUUCCAGAAUACGAUGUUGUGUUCAAUGAUGAAUCGUCUGACGAGGAAGAUGAGGAAGAAUUUUCGGAUAAUGAAGAAGAAUCUGCACAAAAUAGAAGACUCCGACAGCAUGAAGCUAGAAUAAAUAAGAAAAUAAAGAGGCGUGAAUGGGAAGAAAAACGUGAAGAGGCAUUAUUUCACUAUGAACAAUUAAGCUACUAUGCCAAAUCUAGUGCUGUUAUAGCUUAUGAAAUGUCAUGGCAAAUGUCAAGAGAUAAUUUAGAUAUGGUGUGGUGGGCUAUCAUUGGAUCAACUGAACAAGCUAUUUUAAAUAAGGUAGAAUCUAGCACUAGUGUUCUAGAAAGUGGCAACUUACAAAGUCAUGUUUCAAGACUAACUCAUGCCAGAGGAGGUAAUAUUGAUAAACAACAACUAAGUGCAAUUAAAGUGACUUAUGACAAAGAUCUUCGAUUGGCUUUAUACCGUCAUUGGACUGUCGAAGAUAGUUUGAAGCACUCAUUGCCAACAGCUGUUGCAUUACGAUUGUGGUCAAUUAAAGGACAACAUAGAAUGAGAGAACUACUAGCUGAGAUGGGACUCCCACUGUGUCAAUCAAAACAAAAAUUUUCGUCCAUGGAUUUGACUCUUCGAAAUGAAUUCAAAGACAUGAUUGAAAAGCUCUCUGAUAAGUACAAAAUAAGAAGCAUUGUUAGUGGAGAUUUUACAAUGCAGUAUGGAUACAGAUUUAAAUACUGUGCUACUGAUAUUGUUUACGCUAUGUUAGCUAUAUUAGAAUCAACUGGCAGAGACAGACCUCCGCAACUUUGUUUUCUUGAGGCAUCAGACUGUUUAUCACGCAUGAAAAAAGAAAUACUUGAAAAAGGCAUUGAAAAAGCUAAAAUUAUGUUAGGAUAUGUUUUCAAAGCUGCUCAGAGCUUGUUGGAAUUGAAACAAGUUACAAAUGCUGGAAACUUUUUAUACGUAGUCAUUUCUGAAGGAAUGCUUCACCAUCAUUUAUUUGCUCAUCCGCAUAUGUUACUUAUGUUGGCUCAAUUCAUUUUGAGGGCUUAUGCAGAAUCAACAAGGAGUAGAAAAACUGCCACUCUUCCUCUUGUUGCUUCUGCAACAUUUAGCGAAGAAGAGGGUACAUGCCUAAUCGUUGGUGUACCACCAGUAUUGGAAGAGCAACCCAGAAGCUUCUUUGGCAAAGCCUUUUCCCAGGCAGCUGAAAACACUAAUUCUUUUAUUGAUCAAGACUAUUUUGACGUAACUAUGGCAAGAUUAAAAUCCGAAGAUCGACCGAAAUUCUUUGAUGCUUUAUCGGCAUUGUUACAAUAAAAAGAUAGACAAAUAUUGGAUUUAUACUGCAGGUCAGGAAUAUUUGUCUCUAAUUUCAUUACAGUAGGCGACGGAUAUCAAAGGAAAUUUUACCCAUAUAACAAUGACGCAAUUGAGACCAUAUUUAUUGAAAUGAAAAAGGAAAAAAAACAAACUGAAGUUAUCCUGCUUUCCGUAUAUCAUGAAUAUUUUAUGAAUUUACUAAUGGAUGGACUAAUUUAAUUAUAAAAUUAACAGGCGCGAGUCGCUUGAAGGUAAUCAAUGAUAUCACGUAAGCUUAAGAUGUUUUUAUUUUUAUAAGUAAUUCAUAGAAUAACUAAAUAAAUACUAAACAAACGCCGAUGCAUUAGUUUUUGUAUACUGUGAGUUUUUAAAAAAUUACUGCGUUGAAGCAACUAUUCAAAAAAGUUGUUGAAUAGUAAGGCGUUAAAAAAAGACAUUAAAAUUUGUCGUAAUUAUACUAAUCAUGUCGUCUUUUUGUUUUAAUCUACAACAAUGAACUUUGAAAUUAUAUUAUUAAUCAGGAAUCUAUUGUGUCAGAACUUAGUUUUUACUUAAUUAUCAAUUUUAUUCAAUCAAAAUUAUAAAAUAAUUUUACAUUCACAAUAAAGAGGCUGUUGUAUGGAAAUGCAAA